AUUCUAUUCAACUUUUGCUUUGUUGGUGAGAUUAUGAUCUCUCCAUUUUUCAACCAGGUGAGUCCAAUUUUCUCUCUCCUCAAAGUUCUUCGUCCAUUUUCUCUUUUCAUUUUCUUUUUAAUUCACUACAAAACUUUUGCAUACUCCAACCAACCCCUUACCAUCACAGACUCUUUCUUUCUCUGUUACAGCCUAUAUUGUCUUCAUCCUUAUCAAAUUGCCUGAUUUUGAAUUUGCUUCGAUUUCGCUUUAUCGGGUUUUCAAAUUUUCUGCAACUUCUUUUCUUUGAACCAUUUGUGCUCGAACCAGAAUCCCUCGGAUAAAAGUCCUCUGUUUCUACUUUUUUUUUUUCUUUUGGAUACUUGGUCGAUGAUCAUCUGAUUGCUUUGGUUUCCAUUUCAUUGAAUUCUUGAGGGUUUCGUUCUCAUUCGAAUCUUCCUUUCCAUUGGAGCAGAUUGGUGAGAGUAUCAGAAGAAAAACAGAGGCUUUGUAAUGGGUCGUGAUGGAUAUAAAUUUGGGGAUAAAAUUAGGAGAUUCUCAGCCAUGUCAAUUAAGGCAUGUUAUAGAUCAGUGUGCAAUCAUCCAUUUCUUGUGGGUAUGGUGUGUUUCUUAAUAUUUUUGUACAGAUCUUUUCCUUUUCUGUUCUCCCUUUUGGUUUCUGCAUCUCCUGUUUUGGUUUCCACUGCUAUUCUGCUUGGGGUCCUCUUGAGUUUUGGGCAGCCUAACAUACCCGAAAUUGAUAAGGAAGAGAAAAUCACCCAUGAGAGUGCUCCCCUCAAAACUGAGGUUGCAAAAGAUACAACACUUGUUGAGAGGGACCAGAGUUUUACCGUGGAGAGAUAUGUGGGAAAAGAGAGAGACGUAGUAGAGGAUGGCUAUGGAGAAACUAGGUUGAGGAAGAGUCUAGUGAGUGAGAUUGAGGAAGAUAACACUUCGGUUGAUGAUAGGCCCUUCAUUGACGAGAGUUCUCGGGAAAUUAAAUUUGAGAAGCGAGCUGUUGAGGAACUGGAGAGAGAGUUUUAUCCGGAAUCAGAAAAGAAUGGUGAAGUUCGUGAGGAGAAACCCAUAAUUGAAGCUUUAACUGAUGGGGAAGUGAUUCAGAAUGAAAAGGUAGCUGAUAAGAAUCUUGAGGUGGAAGAUGAUAGGUUCCGAAAAGAGAUUGUUGAAGCUGAGAAAGAGGAUCCUAUAGACAUUACUUCUCCAGUUUCUCCUUGGAAACCUCUGAGGCCUGAAGAUGACGAUGAUGAUGCUAAUGAUGGUGAUGAAUCCUUGGAUUCUGGGUCUGAUGGUGCAGAGAGCUCCUCGCCAGAUGCUUCAAUGGCGGACAUUAUCCCAAUACUAGAUGAGCUCCACCCACUUUUAGACUCAGAAGCUCCCCAACCUGUUCAUAUGUCACGUGAAGUAGGAUCUGAUGCUGCUUCAGAGGGUCCUAAUGGGAGCACUGAUGAUGGCGAUGAAUCUGAUGUUGAUACAGAAGAUCCGGCAGAAGAAGGUGAGGAAGAUAAUGAUGAUGACGAUGACGACGAGGAAGGAGAAACCCGAGGAGAUAAAGAGGAUGGAAGUAAAUCGGCAAUUAAGUGGACGGAGGAUGAUGAAAAGAAUCUCAUCGAUCUGGGUAGUUUGGAACUUGAAAGAAACUUACGCCUGGAGAAUCUUAUUGCAAGGAGAAGAGCUCGUAAAACCUCGAGAUUUAUCACUGAGAAGAAUCUUAUUGACUUGGAUGGUGCUGACAUUCCUUUUAAUAUUCCACCUAUCACUACCAAGCGUAACCCAUUUGAUGUUCCUUAUGAUUCCUAUGAUGAUUUGGGACCCAUUCCUGGGUCUGCUCCAUCCAUCUUGUUGCCUAGACGAAAUCCCUUUGAUCUUCCAUAUGAUCCAAAUGAGGAAAAGCCUGAUCUCAAGGCAGAUAGUUUCCAAGAAGAAUUCUCUGGGUUCCACCAAAAGGAAUGCAUGUUCCGUAGGCAUGAAAGCUUUACUGCUGGACCAUCAAUCUUCGGGCUUCCUAAGCAAGAGAGACAAGAUGUUAAAUUGAGACCCUAUUUUGUCCCAGAGCGGUUGGCUUCAGAGGGAACAAGCUAUCCCUCAUUUGAAAGGCAACUGAGUGAGGUUAGCGAGUCAAAGGUGAGUUCUGUUCCUGACACUGAGUCAGUAAGUUCUGCUGCAGAGGAGGACAAGAAGCUCAAUGAACAAGAUGUUUCUGAACAAAAUGAGGUGAUGUCUAAUGCAGACCAUUCUUCUGUCCGUGAUGAAAAUAGAAGUCAGUCAUCAGAAGAAGUUGGUUCUGUGGAUAUUGAACAAGCUGAGAAGAGAGAUGUUCACCAUGAUGUGGUAGAAAUAACAUUGGGGGAUAUGGAAACCCAUCAUGAAAUUGAAUCAAGUUUAUCUGAAGCAGUAGCAACCAAUCUUGUUGAACUUGAUUCUUGUUUAGUUAAUUCCAGAAGAGAUCUGGUUGAAGGGGAUUACAGUCUUAGGUCAAGCUUGUCAUCAUUGUCAGGAGUAGAUGAAAAAUUUACUGACAUGAAAACAGUAGCCUCAACAAGUUUGGAGCCAGGUGAUCAUGUUGAGGACUCUAGACUUUCUCCUAAACCUUCCCUUGAGGAGUCAGAGUUUCAUUUUACAAGUGUGGGACCAGAUGACCAACAACACAGAGAGCCUGUUUAUGAUUCAAGCCCCCCGCCAGUUGCAAAGUUCCUAUCCUUUUCUUCCACAUCUUCUGAUUACCAAUUAGAAACGGAUGAAAUGCGAUCUCCUCCAGCAAGGGUUGAUUUGACAGAAAAGGGAUCUGAAAUUUGUUAUGAAGGCACAAAAAAGAAUGCUUUUGAUUUUGAAGAGGUUCAUGCUGCCUCAUCACUGCAUACAAUGGAUGAAACAGAAUCCAUAUCAAGGGAAGUCGUGGAGAAAAACAAGCAUGACUUUUCAGAGGCCGGGUUGUCAAAAAUUGAUACUAGAUUUGAUGGGCAAAAUGGAUUUAUGGUGUCUGAAUCUGUGCUUCAGAAUGUUUCUGUUAAUGCUAGUUCCUCAUCUUCCAAGAAAGAGGGGGACUUAGAUCUUGACCAGGAUCAGGUGCACUUGUCUAGUGUUAACAAUGAGAUGCUGGGCAGGGUCCAUCAAGAGGUAAAUGGGACAUCUGAUUUUUCACAUUCAAGUCAUAAGUUGGCUUAUCAGGAUUCACAUAUGCCUGAAACAGAGAAAAAACAAGCUUCAAUGUUGGCUGAACGCAUCCCAAUGCUGGAGCCUAGUUUGUCUUCUUUAGAUGUGGAUCAUUUGGAGAAGAAUGGAAUGGAUGGGUCAGUUGCAGAAGGCACAUCACGUCCCGGAAAAAUCAAUUUGUCUAAACAGAUUCAAACAUUUUAUAGCUUUGAUACAGAUGUCUUUGUUUGUGACCACGAGCAUGUUGAUAAAGAGCUUUCAUCAUCAGCUUCAUUUAUAUCUUCUGGUGAUUUAACAUUGUCUGCAAAUGAGCAACAGCCACCAUUGGCAGCCAAGCAAGUUUCAGAUGGUCACUCCAACUUGUUUUCUUCGGAGGUUCAACAUCCUGAGGUGUACUCAUUAGGUAAGGAAGAUGUUCUUCAGUUUAGAUCAGAUCAAGCCCAAUCAUCAAACUCCGAUGAAAAGAUUGACUCUCAUGUCUACCAAAAUAUGGAUGUGAAAGUGGUUUCUGUUGAUAGCAAUCAAUAUGCACAUUCUAAAGAGAAUUAUCAAUCUAAAUUAGAGAAACGGCUCUCCUGGUCAGAUAAAUCUGUGGUGGAACCAUUCAUCUCUGAUAACCUCGAACACCAAGAGACAUCAACUUCCCUGAUUGGAUCUGCUGACGGAGUAAACUCUACGAGCAAUGCCAAUUUACAAGAAAUCCAUGAUCCUGAUAACAGAAUUUUAGCAAAUUUAUCACAAUUAACUUCAGAUUUAAUGUCAUCACCAUUGGGGAGCCCUGAAUACAAAUCACCUUCUGCAGGAGAUGAUAUGAGUGUUGAAAUCCUUGAUGGAAUUGUCUACGAGGACUGCAGUUGUGGUUCAGAACCCUUGGCCUGUUCAGAAGAACAUGAUUCUCAUGUUGCUGAUGGAAAUAUUCAUGAAGAGCCAGACGAGAUCAAGGAGAUUGAUGAAGGAUUGUUGUCAGAACUGGAUACAAUUGGGGACUUCAGCGUGAAGGAAGUUGUAGGUGAGUCAAUGGACGAUCAGCUUUUAUCAGAGGGGAGAAAUUUUGGGAAUCCUGAAUUUGGGUUCUCACUGGAAGACUCAACCCUGAAAGAAAAAAAUAUGGAGCUUCCUGCACUUGAAGUGAGAUCUGUUGAAGAUAUUGACUCAGCUUUUAGACAGAUUCAUGAGGGAGCUGAUGUCGAGGAAGUCAUCCUUCCCAGCAUGGUUGAGGAUCAGCUAGCUGCAGAUAAAUUGAAAGAUGCCGUGGAUGUCAAAUCAGAAUUGCCAGUAGUUGAAGCAAGAUCAUUGGAAGAUAUGCAUAUUGUUUUGAAGCAGGUCUUAGAAAGUCAUGUAGAUGAGCUGCUAAAACCAUCGGGAUCAAUGGAUGAGGCUUCAGAACAAGGAGUCAAUUAUUCCCAUCAAAUCAUGUCAGAGUUUCCUGUUGUUGAAGCUAGGUCAGUGGAUGAUAUGCAUACUGUAUUGAAGCAGGAAUCAGAAGGAAACAUGGGUGGGCUUCCAGAAGUAGAAGCCAACAAUCAUGUGGUAGUCGAGUCAGAGUUACCCAUUGUGGAAGCAAGAUCUCUCGAAGAUAUACAUAUCACCAUGGAGCAGGUAGCAGCGGGCAAACUCGAUGAGCUGCCAAAAUUCUUGGAGAAGGAUACUCCAGCAGGGGUUGAAGCCAAGAAUGAGGUAUCUAGGAAAGACAUUGAAUCUAGCAAUGCAGAAUCAAACAUCAAAGAGAGCACUCCUCCUAUAGAUGAACAAAAACUUGGUUCUGAAGAAACAUCUGAAAUUUUGAGUUUGAGCAAAUCUGACGGAAGUAAGGAGAAGGGAAAAUCUGUUAGAUCUAGUUCCAGUUCCAGCGCCAGCUCGGACUCCAGUUCUAGUGAUUCUGAUUGAAAAAAAGCUUAUGGUUUUCCUCCUGGAUGAAGGGUGUUUGGUAUUUUAACAUCUCAUUUUGAUUUUUUUUCCUAUUUAGGGUAAUUGAGUCUUUUGAUUGAUUGAUUUCUUCAAGAAUGAGUUUUGGUUUGAUUUCUUGAAGUGUGAAAUUUUUGUUGCUCUAUUUCACUCUUGGAGAGGGCAGUUUCAAGGGUUUAUAUAUAUAUAUAUAUAUAUAUAUUAUGUAUGAGAGAGAUUGGUUUUGAUCCUUGCAUAUUGUAAAUUACUAUAUUUUGGUUUUCGAAGUGGGAGUUUCUAGA
This is a messenger RNA of Carica papaya (papaya), 5336 nucleotides long. Its product is annotated as cardiomyopathy-associated protein. The record is from RefSeq and is a predicted model, not a curated record. NCBI's taxonomy places the organism in Eukaryota, Viridiplantae, Streptophyta, Magnoliopsida, Brassicales, Caricaceae.